Dendronephthya gigantea is the source of this 2048-nucleotide messenger RNA. RefSeq lists its product as uncharacterized. The record is from RefSeq and is a predicted model, not a curated record. Gene Ontology annotation, biological process: protein N-linked glycosylation. Gene Ontology annotation, molecular function: glycosyltransferase activity. Gene Ontology annotation, cellular component: Golgi membrane. Bases 223 to 1749 code for a protein of 508 amino acids. NCBI's taxonomy places the organism in Eukaryota, Metazoa, Cnidaria, Anthozoa, Malacalcyonacea, Nephtheidae. The transcript is spliced from 2 exons.
AAAUCUCGGUUUUGCGAGGACAUACAUAUAGACACCCCUACGGUGGUCGCAUUCUUUGAUGCUAUUCUCUUUUCAGAGUUUUAAAAUUUGCAUACAUUUACCUCUUGCCAGUUUUGGAAUAUUCCGUACGAACAAUAACGGAAAAAUACCUUCAGCCAAAUUUAUGCCACGAACACAGUCACAGAUUUCACAAGCACUGGCAAUUGGAGGCAAGCAAAGAGUAUGCUCAAUCUUCGUCCGCAGUAUCGAAGGAUAUAUUACCGUUUUUACAAAACUAAAUCAAGAUACUCGAUAUUUUUUAUUAUAAUUGGUAUCUUUUUGCUUUCGAUAUAUUUCCGACAACAUCGAAAGCACAACGUGUCAUCUAAGACACAGAACAGUCGGUUUAUAAAUGGCUUUCCCAUGAUCUUAAAGAUUGAAAAAGAAAUAGCUGUUAAGGAUAACUACUACCUGGUAACUGCUAUAAGUUCGCAUGAAUUUAUCUGGCUGUUGAAAUUCGUCGAUACGUUAUUCAGUCAUGGUGGUGAACUUGAAUUGAUAGUAUGGAGCUUAGAUCUUCGCGAUUGCGAGUUUAAUUACGUGAAAAAUCUAAAUACUCCAUUUCGAAUACAUUUACACCGUUUCCCAUAUCAUUUUCACCCACUGCAUUUACGAUACUACCAUUUAAAUGCAAUAAAACCAAUCGUUUUGGAAUCUGCCUCUCUUACGUAUGGUGAAAUUAUUUGGAUAGAACCUUCUGUCAAAUUACCUUUACAACUGGAUAAUAUUAUUGAAAUCCUCAGCGACAAAAGUUUUAUUGCAGCGAGUAGUUCUAAUCCAUCGCAUGCAAGACAUUGUCAGACGUAUGCCAUCGGCGUGAAUUACAUUCGGUUUAAAACCCUAAUCGAAGCAUGGGCACAAUGCGCGAGAAAACGUUCCUGCAUCGCAGCAGCAUUGAACCGUACAGAUCAUCACUCUGUGGUUGAUAUGUUCUUUGAGAAACGCAGAAAAGACAUGAGACUUCCUUGUACGGUAUUUAAUACUAAAGCAGUAGAAAUUAAAACUGAUGGAGUUCUAAAACAAUGGGAAAGCAACAAAGAAGCCCGCUGCAAACAACACAAAGUUUGUGUUUUAACAGGAAGUCAUAGAACGCAAGGAUGCUUAACUCCACAACUGGCUCGUCUUCGCCAGAAUAAACAUAAAUAUACCGAUCACCAUGGUUAUGCUUAUAUUGAAGAGGCAUUCGGGUUUCAUCGAAAUGCUCCCUGUCACAGAGUCUGGGAUAAAGUUCAUGCAAUUCUCAAACACUUGGCUGAAUGUAGGUUGCUGUUUUGGGUCGAUACUGACGCAAUUUUCUUGGAUAUGGACAGAACAUUAGAGUCUUUCUUUGAUGCUUAUCCGGGAAAAGAAUUUUUAGUAAGUUGGCCACGCACGGAUCGGAUGUUAAAUGCAGGUGUAUUGCUUAUGCGUAAUACGCCUACAAUGCACGAGUUUUUUCAAAAUAUAACAAAUGGAAAAACUUGGAAAAAUGACUGGUGUUCUCAUAGUAAGUUCGAGCAAGCCGCUAUCAGAGAUCAAUUGGAUAGUGGAAGUAUGGAUGGGAAAUUUGCAGUGGAACGCAGUAAUAUGUUACAAACGCUUUGCAGUUUUGGCAAUAAAGAAUGUGCUGUGACUAAGAAGGACUUUAUUGCCCAUUUUGCACCCCCAGACUGUCCGAAGUUACAUGACCUUGUUAAAACGUUUUUGGACGAUAACCAAAGUUUGAUAUGAUGACUUUCUUGAUUCUGAGAACAUAGCACAUGUUACACGAUGCAAUUUUUCAUGCAACUUGUUUAAUGUCAGAUGCCUCGCAAUGAUUUUACCAAUGUAUUGCAAUACCUAUAUAUCUAUCUAGUCUCUCAACUUACACUCAUUUGUCAUUUCGAAAUUGCAGGAGGACUGCAACCUCGUUCCCAGGGCCUUUGUGAAAUUUGUGAUGUGUCUUAUCACCAGUAUCCGAUAAAAGAGAACAAUAAACAAUAUAUGGCUUAAUCUAUGGGGGUUGAUAUCCACCAAAAUUCAUCCUUUUA